Molecule: messenger RNA, 315 nt
Organism: Racocetra persica
Lineage: Eukaryota; Fungi; Glomeromycota; Glomeromycetes; Diversisporales; Gigasporaceae
Source: the annotation of a GenBank genome assembly
AUGAAGCAUACCAAUAAUUCUUCUAUUAUUUCUUUUUCUAAAGAAAACGUAUUUGAAAUUAAAGUUUUCAAAUUGGUUAAAAAUAAAAUAAAGAUUGACUGCCAAAGAGAUGAUAUGAUAGGCAGAGAACUGGAAGCGUAUCGUGGCCACAGGGGAUGUUACAAGAGCCAAGUAAUAAUUGCUUGUGAACGUCCUUCUCUGUUUUAUCUGUUAUCUGAAUGCUUAACAAGAGGUGACGGUGGCAUGAAUAUGUUUAGCAAUCAUAAUCAUUACUUAUUAUUGUUUCAAUGCAAAGAUCUUACUAACAAAGUUGAA